AUGGGAAAGAAAUCAUUAGAAGAAUGGCAGAAUGAUGCCAUUGAGUCCACACCAUACUUGGCAAGUGACGAGAAGGGCUCUAAUUAUAGAGAGCCAACGCAGAUUGAUUUGAAAGGGCCAAAAGUUGAGACUCAUCCGAAGGUUAAGCCUUGGGUACAUUUUGUUGCUGGAGGAAUCGGUGGUAUGGCUGGCGCUGUAGCUACUUGUCCAUUUGACCUGGUUAAAACACGACUUCAGAGUGAUAUUUACCUUUCUACCUAUAAAUCUAAUGCAAAUGCUGCCUUGAAAUCUCGAUAUAGAUCAUUAAACUAUAUGAUGGAAGGUGCUGUGCAUUUUAAAGAAACAUGCAAUAUCAUAGGUAAUGUUUAUAAACAAGAAGGAUUCAGAAGUCUGUUUAAAGGAUUGGGUCCCAAUUUGGUAGGUGUUAUACCGGCUAGAAGUAUUAACUUCUUUACGUAUGGUACUACGAAAGAAAUUUAUUCUAGAGCACUGAAUAACGGUCAAGAGUCACCUGCAAUUCAUUUGCUAGCAGCCGCUACCGCUGGUUGGGCUACUGCUACUGCGACCAAUCCAAUAUGGUUAAUCAAAACUAGAGUUCAAUUAGACAAGGCAGGCAAGACUAGACAAUAUAAGAAUUCCUGGGAUUGUUUAGUGAAUGUUACUAAAAAUGAAGGUAUCCAUGGCUUAUACAAGGGUCUAAGUGCUUCAUAUUUGGGAUCAGUUGAAGGUGUAUUGCAGUGGUUACUAUAUGAACAAAUGAGACAUCUCAUAAAACAACGAUCCAUAGAAAAAUUUGGCUAUAAUGACGAGGGAAAGAAAAGUAGGAGCGACAAGAUAAAAGAGUGGUGUCAAAGAUCCGGUAGUGCAGGUGUAGCAAAAUUCAUUGCUAGUAUAUUAACAUAUCCACACGAAGUUGUAAGAACUAGACUAAGACAAGCACCAGUGGAAGGUGGAAAAUUAAAAUAUACAGGCCUACUACAGAGUUUCAAAGUAAUUGUAAGAGAAGAAGGAUUUAGAUCAAUGUAUAGUGGAUUAACCCCACAUUUAAUGAGAACUGUACCAAAUAGCAUCAUUAUGUUCGGUACAUGGGAGCUUGUAAUCAGACUUCUCUCCUAA
This is a messenger RNA of Kazachstania africana CBS 2517, 1116 nucleotides long. It is a transcript of the gene RIM2, whose product is annotated as Rim2p. The coding region runs from base 1 to 1116 and encodes 371 amino acids. Gene Ontology annotation, molecular function: pyrimidine nucleotide transmembrane transporter activity. Gene Ontology annotation, biological process: pyrimidine nucleotide import into mitochondrion. Lineage: Eukaryota; Fungi; Ascomycota; Saccharomycetes; Saccharomycetales; Saccharomycetaceae. The transcript has a single exon. Gene Ontology annotation, cellular component: mitochondrion. The record is from RefSeq and is a predicted model, not a curated record.